CAACACCGGCCUGAAUUUGCUACUAAACCCAGGUCUUUUCAUCAGUUACUAUUUCAUAUUGGGUAUUCAACUUGGAUUAUUUCUCUUGGCUAUAAAUAUACCUAUCCAAAGGCAUUCAUAUAUAUGGCUACUACCGCCGCGGAGCUUGUUUUCUCGCCACAAGCAAACCACAAUUUCUCACGCAUUCUCAACGACCUAAAACGGUCGAACCUCUCCAUCACCAAUCGCCUGCGCUCCAUACGGGAAGAUGCAGAUUUCGUAUCCGAGGUAGCCACUGCAUUCUCCCGUCCGCUAAUCGCCAAUGAGCGAUGCGGGAGCUGGUACAUCUCCCCUGAGACAAAGGCCGGGUCCGCUUAUUUUAAGAGUACGGACGGCCAUACCGGACAAUGGAGAUUCAGCACGCGACGGCUGAACCUCCAACUAUUAAGCAUAAUUGGGAGUAACGAUGGCUGCAUCAUAGUGGAUUCGACUAGGAGAGGCAAACGAAUGCCCGAUGCUCUAAGCAAGACCGUACCGAUUUGGUGCUGCGUCCUGAACCGUGUUCUAUUCCCCGACACUCCGGCGUUCCACGAGCUUCACACGCCUCCUAAUGCUGUCUCGGAGUCUGAACACGCCCAGAUCGAUUCCAGGAUCCCCGAGCAUGUGGAUUCUCUCAGGGCACUCGACAUCAAUUUAGAUGUCUUACGCCAACAGGUGAAGAAGCCUCUUAGGCCUAUAUGGGUAACACAAGAUUCCCAGCUGGUACCAACAGAUGAGAUAUUUGACGAAUUUCACCCUGUAAUCUGCUGUACUAGCUCCCGCAGAGUCGCUGGCGGGGAGAUGAGCGAGGGCGGGUACAUCCAGGGCGCCGGUGACGACACCGAGAACUGGGCGCUGGGCUUGACCCCGCCUGUUUUCUGGCGCCACGCAGAUAUCCUGCUAUCAACUCCGGAACCUGAUUUAUCUGAUUUGGUGCGCUCAUUAGUAUCCGAUGAAACCGUGAAUAUGAGCACAACAAGUCCCAGAAAAAUUGCGCCAUGUCUAUCCGUCAGCUGCUUGCCGCUUGGCGCAUCACCGCCAUCGACUUGCGUCGUUGCUAUUUAUUCCAAGACCACGGAUCCAAGUUCAUGGGUUAAAAGCCCAUUGCUUAUGGAAGUUGGCGUGGGUAAACACAAACUUGCCAGUCGCAAUCUUCGCAUGGCUCUUCCAGCUAUUGGCGACUUUGUACGCCAGUUUCUAGAGCGAACAUCAGAUUUAGAUGCUUCGGAAGACUCAGAUUCGAGUUCUCCUGAGCCGAGACAAAUUUUAAUCGCCUGCGAAACUGGUAAAGAUAUCUCGAUCGGGGUGGCUCUUGCGCUCCUUUGCCAACAUUUUGACAGUGAAGGUAAAGUUAGACCACAGCCAUCCCCAUCCGGCCAUACGAAGAGUGAUAUUAGGGUGAAGCUUAGUCGCAUCAUGACAAACUUUCCCGAGGCGAACCCAAGCAGAACAACUUUGCAAAGUGUUAAUAGCUACCUAAUGGGCUAGAAGCCCGGGUCGCUAUCAACGCAUUGUAUCGAUGUAUUUUAGGGUCUUCUGGUCGUUUGGCCCGAAUACAUUGUUUUAUGCAAGUUUGUCAGAUGCUUCUCCAGGCAAUCCGAAUUGUCUCUAAUCUCAUGUCGAUCUUUGUUAUCGCUAUGGACCUUCGAAAUUUACCGAAGCGAGUAAUUGGGUCUAAUCAGGUAAUUUGAAGAUCCCCAAAGAUCUGACCUUGUGAAAAUCUCAACACAAGCUGGCUUUGUCUUGGGGAUCAACGGCCACGUGCAUUGGCGUACCAAUCGA
Molecule: messenger RNA, 1800 nt
Organism: Annulohypoxylon maeteangense
Lineage: Eukaryota; Fungi; Ascomycota; Sordariomycetes; Xylariales; Hypoxylaceae
Product: initiator tRNA phosphoribosyl transferase
Exons: 1
Coding region: 124-1506 (460 amino acids)
Biological process (GO): charged-tRNA amino acid modification
Cellular component (GO): cytoplasm
Molecular function (GO): tRNA adenosine(64)-2'-O-ribosylphosphate transferase activity
Source: RefSeq, a predicted model, not a curated record